Psilocybe cubensis is the source of this 1350-nucleotide messenger RNA. RefSeq lists its product as uncharacterized. Bases 1 to 1350 code for a protein of 449 amino acids. The transcript is spliced from 4 exons. The record is from RefSeq and is a predicted model, not a curated record. NCBI's taxonomy places the organism in Eukaryota, Fungi, Basidiomycota, Agaricomycetes, Agaricales, Agrocybaceae.
AUGGCGCUAUCAAAAGCCAUAUCGACGCUCCUCCUCCUCCUAGCCGCGUUCAGUGUCGUGCAUGCACAGACGGCGCAAGUCAAUGGACCAGCGAAGAAACCACCGGCCCCCGUCCCACCCCCAGGCCACUGGGUAGACACCUGGACGUCAAUGCCCCAGCUCACAGAACCCGCAAAUCUACCCCCACCUCCAUUUAACAAAACAAACUCGGUCUUCGCCAACUCGACGAUCCGACAAACUCUGCACACCUCCGUCGGGGGAUCGCAGUUCCGCGUGCGCAUAUCCAACAACUUUGGCGUGACCGACCUCGCCAUCUCUCAAGCGUCCAUUGCACUCCCAGCCUCAGGCGCCGCGGGCGUGUCCUCCAUCCAGCUGCCCACGCUCAAGCCGAUCACAUUCAGCGGUAACGCGAGCAUCAUCAUUCCAAACGGCGCGCUGGUCGUAUCCGACCCUGUCGACCUCGGCGUAAAUGUGGACCCGCAGAGCAUGGUAACGGUGUCGUUAUUCCUGCAGCAGGGCCAGACGACGAACGAUGUGACGUCGCAUCCGGGAAGCCGUACGACGAGCUGGUUUAGCUUCGGGAACUUUGUGAAUGCGGAGAAGAUGACGGAUGCGUCGUUGCAGAGCGUUGCGCAUUGGUACUUCCUGACUGCGCUGGAGGUCUGGGCUCCCCCUACGACGAGCGUGUUUUCCAUUGUGGGAGAUAGUAUCACUGACGGAAGGGGAAGCGAUGACAACAAAAACAACAGAUGGCCUGACCUAGUCCUCGCCAAAAUGCAAAAGAACGCUGCGACGGCCAACAUCGCAGUCGUCAACCAAGCCGCGGGCGGGAACCGCAUCCUUGCAGACGGACUCGGCCCCAACGCACUAGGCCGAAUCGACCGCGACGUCCUCGCGCACGCCGGAGUGAAAUACGCGAUGAUCUUCGAGGGCGUGAACGACAUUGGCACCGCGCCGCCGACCGUCGCUGCCCAACAAGCCGUUGGCGACCGCCUCAUCCAGGCAUUCAAGCAGAUCUCCACGCGCGUGCACACAUUCGGUAUACCGCUGUUCGCUGCGACUAUCACGCCGUUCUCAGCGCCAAACUCGACGAUCCAGCCGUACUCGGACCCGACGCGCGAGGCGACGAGGCAGAGAAUCAACACGUUCAUCAGGACGAGCGGUGUGUUCGACGCGGUGAUUGAUUUCGAUGAGGUGUUGAAGAACCCUGAGAUCCCAAGCCAACUGAACCCCAACUUCAACUCUGGCGACUUUUUGCAUCCUAAUGUGGCGGGCUAUCAGCAAGUGGCGGAUGCGUUCCCGUUGGACAUCUUUGAUCAGUUCAAAAACGGUGUUAGCGGUUUCAACUAG